Pseudonaja textilis is the source of this 7636-nucleotide messenger RNA. It is a transcript of the gene MED1, whose product is annotated as mediator complex subunit 1. Lineage: Eukaryota; Metazoa; Chordata; Lepidosauria; Squamata; Elapidae. Gene Ontology annotation, biological process: regulation of transcription by RNA polymerase II; cellular response to thyroid hormone stimulus. The record is from RefSeq and is a predicted model, not a curated record. Gene Ontology annotation, cellular component: mediator complex. Gene Ontology annotation, molecular function: nuclear thyroid hormone receptor binding; nuclear retinoic acid receptor binding; nuclear vitamin D receptor binding.
CUGCUCUACAUUUGUCUGUUUCGAGCCCGGAGAGGAGGAGCAGGGAGGUCUCGCGCGGCGGGGAUGGGUGGGAUGGCGGUUGCUUUGCAGUAGUCGGGACUGAAGGAGGCUGCUUUUGCUGGGCCCGCCCUUUUCUCACCAAGGGAGAGGGCUUGUCUGGCUGGCAGGGGCAACUCGAGUCUCUACAUGGGGGAAAGCAGCAGGGUCGCUUACCCCCUUACCCCCCCACCAUCAUCAGAGGGAUGAAGGCAGUUCAGGGCAACACCGAGGAAUCAGAGAAACUGAAUAAGAUGAGUUCCCUUCUGGAAAGACUUCAUGUCAAGUUUAAUCCCAACAGUAGACCUUGGACAGAAACCAUGAAGCUUGUUAGACAAGUUAUGGAAAAACGAAUUGUCAUGAAUUCUGGAGGUCAUCAGAAUCUCAUCACUUGCUUAGAAACUUUGCAGAAGGCUUUAAAAGUGUCAUCUCUGCCUGCUAUGACAGAUCGCUUAGAGUCCAUUGCUAGACAAAAUGGUCUUGGAUCUCAUCUUAGUGCAAAUGGCACUGAAUGCUAUAUAACAUCUGAUAUGUUCUAUGUGGAAGUCCACUUGGAUACUACAGGACAACUGCGUGAUGUCAAGGUGGCACAUCAUGGAGAAAACCCAGUGAGCUGCCCAGAGCUGGUACAGAAUCUAAGAGAGAGAAACUUCAAUGAAUUUUCCAAGCAUCUUAAGGGUCUUGUUAAUCUAUAUAAAGUGCCAGGUGACAACAAAUUGAAAACUAAAAUGUAUUUGGCUCUACAAUCCUUGGAGCUUGAUCUUUCAAAGAUGGCAGGAAUGUAUUGGCAAGCCACAAAUGCAAACCCCUUGGACAAAAUUCUCCAUGGCAGUGUGGGCUAUCUCACUCCUAGAAGUGGUGGUCACCUGAUGAAUCUGAAGUAUUAUGUUUCUCCUUAUGAUUUAUUUGAAGAAGGCACUGGAGCUCCCAUCAUUCUGAAUGAGAAUAAUGUUCCUCGUUACCUAGGCAUGAAUGUAUGUGUUACAAUUGAGGGAACCUUAACUAUGAAUAAACUUCCAAUUGCCCCUCUGAUUAUGGGGACUCACCCUGUUGAUAACAAAGGGACACCCUCAUUCUCCUCAGUUACCAGUGCUAAUAGUGUUGAUUUUCCAGCUUGCUUCUUUUUGAAAUUUCCAAAACCUGUUCCUGUUUCACAGGCUUUCAUUCAGAAACUUCAGAACUGCACUGGUAUCCCGCUGUUUGACACUCCUCCAACAUAUGUCCCAUUAUAUGAGCUCAUCACACAGUUUGAGCUAUCCAAGGAGGAGGAGGAAGAUCCUUGUUCAUUGCACCACACCAUGCGCUUUUAUGCUGCCUUGCCAGGACAACAGCAUUGUUAUUUCCUCAACAAAGAUGCCCCAUUGCCAGAUGGACGAAGCCUUCAAGGAACACUGCUUAAUAAGAUUGCUUUCCACCAUCCUAGUCGAGUGCCUCUCAUUCUCAGUAUGAUCAGGCAUCAGGUGGCCUACAAUACACUAAUAGGCAGCUGUGUCAAGCGAACUGUUUUAAAAGAAGAUUCCCCUGGCAUCCUGCAGUUUGAGGUCUGCCCCCUUUCUGACUCCUGCUUCAGUGUAUCUUUUCAGCAUCCUGUUAAUGACUCCUUAGUUUGUGUGGUAAUGGAUGUACAAGAUUCUACCCAUGUGAACUGCAAAUUGUAUAAAGGGCUUUCUGAUGCACUCAUCUGUACAGAUGAUUUCAUUGCAAAGGUUGUUCAAAGGUGUAUGUCGAUUCCUGUGACUAUGAGAGCGAUAAGGAGGAAGGCAGAGACAAUCCAAGCAGACACACCAGCUUUGUCCCUCAUUGCUGAGACAGUUGAAGACAUGGUGAAGAAGAAUCUGCCUCCUGCUAGCAGCCCAGGAUAUGGCAUGACUACUGGCAACAACCCAAUGAGUGGCACCACCACCCCAACCAGUACUUUCCCUGGGGGCCCCAUCUCCACUUUAUUCAGUAUGAGCAUGGGCAUCAAAGAUCGGCAUGAUUCAGUGGGACAUGGGGAGGACUUCAGCAAAGUGUCUCAGAACCCCAUUCUUACAAGUUUGCUGCAAAUCACAGGAAAUGUAGGCUCUACUAUUGGCUCUAGUCCCACUCCUCCACACCACACACCUCCCCCUGUGUCAUCUCCUGCAAGCAACACCAAAAAUCAUCCAAUGCUUAUGAAUCUUUUGAAGGACAAUGCUGCUCAAGAUUUCUCAACUCUUUAUGGAAGCAGUCCACUUGAGAGACAGAACUCUUCUUCUGGCUCUCCAAGGAUGGAAAUGGGACCAGGGGGCAAUAAGCAAAAAAAGAAAAAAUCACGUGUGUUAGUGGAUAAACCAAAGCAUCAAACUGAAGAUGACUUUCAGAGAGAGCUGUUUUCUAUGGAUGUUGAUUCCCAGAACCCUAUAUUUGAUGUCAAUAUGACCACUGACACUUUAGAUACUCCUCAUAUUACUCCAGCACCCAGUCAGUGCAGCACCCCUCCAACAACUUAUCCACAAUCUAUACCUCAUGCCCAACCCAGUAUUCAGAGAAUGGUCCGGCUCUCCAGUUCAGACAGCAUUGGUGCUGAUGUUACAGAUAUUCUUUCUGACAUAGCAGAAGAAGCAUCCAAAUUGCCGAAUACCAAUGAAGAUUGUCCUCCUAUUGGGACACCAAUAAGGGACUCAUCCAGUUCUGGGCAUUCACAAAGUGCCCUUUUUGAUCCAGAUGUUUUUCAGUCAAAUAACAGUGAAAACCCAUACACUGAUCCAGCUGAUUUGAUUGCUGAUGCUACUGUGAGCCCAAAUAGUGACUCUUCAAAUCAGUUCUUCCCAGAUGGAGUUGACUUCAAUCCUGAUCUCCUGAACAGCCAGAGCCAAAGCGGUUUUGGAGAAGACUAUUUUGAUGAUAGCAGCCAGAGCGGAGACGCUGAUGACUUCAAGGGCUUUGCACCGCAAACGAUAAGUACUCUGGGUGUGCAAGUACUGGGGGGAGAUGGAGGGGAGAGUAAGUUCAAGGCAAGCAGCCAAGCGGACACAGUCGACUUUAGUAUUAUCACUGCUACCAGCAAGGCUCUGGGAGCCUCUGAUGUAUUGGAACAUCAUAGUGGAAGCCAGAGCCCCUUACUGAGUAUGGGAGAAUUGGGGAAAGAAAAAUCACAGAAGCGGGUCAAAGAGGGUAAUGGAACUGGGAGUUCUUUAAUGGGCCCUGGGCUGGAUGGCAAGGGUGGAAAACGCAAUCGCACCCCAUCCAGUGAUGGAAAGAGUAAAGAAAAGGUCCAGAAGCGGAGGAAGGUAGAGCCAGAAGGCAAAUCUCCUUCUCAUAGUACAUCCACCAGACCUUUCACCCCACCAGCAAGCACAGGUGGCUCAAAAUCUCCUGGAAGUUCAGGCAGGUCUCAAACACCCCCUGGGGUAGCUACUCCUCCCAUCCCUAAAAUCACCAUCCAGAUUCCCAAGGGAACAGUGACUGUUGGCAAACCUUCCCAUGGGCAGUACACAAGCAGUGGCUCAGUCUCUUCUUUGAGCAGCAAAAGUCAUCACAGUCAUUCCUCCUCCUCCUCUUCGUCCUCCUCGUCAUCGUCAUCCUCUUCGUCUUCCUCCUCGACGUCAGGCAAAAUAAAGAGCAGCAAGUCGGAUGGGUCUUCGGGGUCCAAGAUGAGCGGCAGCCUCUACUCAGGCCAAGGCAGCUCUGGUUCAGGUCAGUCCAAAAGCUCCACCCAAUCAGUGGGCAAGCCCGGGUCCUCCCCAAUCACAAAACACGGCCUCAGCAGCGGCUCUGGAGGUACCAAGAUCAAACCUCAAGGGAAGCCUUCAUCGCUUAUGAACCCUUCCAUGAGUAAACCAAACAUUUCUCCUUCUCAUUCUAGACCCUCGGGCGGUUCUGACAAGCUGGCCUCUCCGAUGAAACCUGUUCCAGGUACUCCCCCGUCAUCUAAAGCAAAGUCCCCUAUUAGUUCCGGUUCUGGAGGUACACACAUUCCUGGGACAGGAUCAAGUUCAAGCAUGAAGUCAUCUUCAGGGAUGGGAUCUUCCAGUUCCACAUCCCAGAAGCCUCCUCCUUCAAAUUCUUCAAUGGGAUCUUCAUCUUCCUUUUCAUCUGGCAGCUCUUCCAUGUCUUCAUCUCAGAAUCAACAUGGGAGUUCCAAAGGCAAGUCUCCAAGCCGAAACAAAAAGCCAUCUCUGACUGCUGUCAUUGACAAACUCAAACAUGGGGUUGUCACUAGUGGCCCCACAGGGGAAGAUUCAGUGGAUGGACAGAUGGUCCAGAAUUCCAGUUCAUCAGGCCACUCCAUGUCCUCUAAGCACAAUCUGUCAGGAAAUGAAUUGCAGGGGAAACGAGAACGAAGUGACAAGGAGAAAUCCAAAGUCCCUGCUUCAGGAGGUUCCACUGAAUCUUCCAAGAAAGCAUCUGAUUCAAAGAGUGUUGGAAGCACUGGAGUGGCCAAAAUCAUCAUCAGUAAACAUGAUGGCGGUUCUCCUAGUAUUAAAGCCAAAGUUACCUUGCAGAAACCUGGGGAAGGAAGUGGGGAUGGCUUAAGGCCUCAGAUGUCAUCUUCCAAAAAUUAUGGAUCACCCCUGAUAAGUGGAUCAACUCCAAAACAUGAGCGCUGUUCUCCUAGCCACAGUAAGUCACCUGCAUAUACACCCCAAAAUAUUGACAGUGAGAGUGAAUCUGGAUCAUCUAUAGCAGAAAAAUCCUAUCAGAAUAGCCCCAGCUCUGAUGAUGGAGUUAGGCCUCUUCCAGAAUAUAGCUCAGAAAAGCAUAAAAAACACAAAAAGGAAAAGAAGAAACUGAAAGAUAAAGACCGUGACAGGGAUCGUGACAAAGAGAGAGACAAAAAGAAAUCUCACAACAUAAAGCCAGAAAGCUGGUCUAAAUCUCCCAUCUCUUCAGAACAGUCCCUGUCUAUGACAAGCAGUGCCAUCCUUACAUCAGAUAGACCAUCUAGGCCCAGCCCUGAUUUCUUAAUUGGGGAGGAAGAUGAUGAUCUCAUGGAUGUUGCCCUGAUAAGGAAUUGAGAAUAUUUGUAAAUUGUGUGUAUGUGAUACAUUUAAUUUAUGUUUUUUAAAAAAUAAAAAUGUGAGCAUGGGUUCAAGUAAAUCAAACCUGAUUUGGACAGCUAAUGAGGUGUGUGUGUGUAUGUGUAUGAGAGAGAGAGAGAGAGAUACACGGAGAGAGAGAAAAAACACUUCUAUCUAUAUUGGAAACCUGUCUACCAAGAGCCUCUGCCACAAAAAAACCCUGUUUGGUUAUAAAUCUGUCACUUGUUCACAAGAUUGCAUUCCUUUAGGCAGAGGAUGAACAUUACCUUUUUAGCAGAAAUAGAUCUUCAUUGCACCACUUUUUAUAUUUCUAUUUGGUGCUUAAUUUUAAUCCUUUUUAAAUAUUUAGAGCUUGGUUUUUAUUAUUCAUAUUGGGUAGAGAUUUUCAUUAACCGAUUAUUGGAAGCAAUUUAGUGCCUGAUAUUUCUCUAGUUCUUUUAGGUGCUGACACAUUUCUUUUUAAGAAAAACAAAAACACCCAAUCUGAUAAAAAUUUACAGAUAGCACCAACUUUGGCACUCAUCCAAAAGGGUGAAGUAUUUUGAUAUAUAUGUGUGUGUUAUACCUAUAAGGUAAUUUGACUUUCUCUUCGUAUUAUAAAACUGAAUUUUUUAAGAGUAUCUGUGUUGAAUUUUAUGUCUGUUUUCUGUGUAACAGUUACACAGUAAAGAUUAUCAUUUGAUAAGAAGCAGAAAGGGAUGGUUUUAGAAACUCUUGAACACAGAAUUUAAAUACUUCUGGUCUGUUUAAUUUUGUAUGUAUAUACAAACUACAAAGGAGAGACUUCUAAUAGUGAGCAUCAUGUCCGUUUGCUUCAAUGAGUAUAUUUUUUUAACAUAUCCUGAGAUAAUAUGAGUCCUCUUUGAUGUAUAAGCCACUCUAGAAAUGUAAUGUUCUUGAUCAUAUAACAGGAGUCACUAGUACAGUAUUUUAAAGAGUUGUGUUAGUUCCCAAGAGUUUGGCCAGCUCAUUACCUCCUUUCAUGUUAGCGGAAUAACAUUGAAAGCAUCUAGGAAAAGCACCCUUGUUUGCACUGUUAUAUUUUGUCAUAGGAAAUGAACUGAGACUCCAUAGACUUCCAAUAUUACAUAUGCAUCUGUUUACCAAUCAAUACUUCCUGUCUUUUAUAUUUUAACACUAACAUUUGCCCAGUAUUUUGAAAAAUUGCACAGCUCAGCACUCUAUAUGCAUCUGGAUUAGGCAAUGGCAGUAUAUGGCCAUAUCUGUACUGAUAGAUUAAACUGUGGCCUUAGGACUAUGCAUUCUAAAUAAAUUGUUUUUUUUUACAAGGUAUUAUCUGGUUAGUCUAUCUAUUCUUGGAUUCUGUUUAUUCAUGAAAUAUGAGGCAGCUUUCAUUUAAUCUGGUAUCCUACAAAAUAUAAAUCCUUACAUUUCCAGUCAGCUAAUUAAGAAAUCUGAUAGCUUAGCCUUACACUUCUGGCAGUGCCAGCUUGGAUAAUGCUGCUCUAAGAUACAAUGGAGAUAACACUAACUGUACUUUCUUUGUAUUGCAUUCUUGCUUUCUUGUUUUUCAAAUUUAGAGCAAGUUACAUUAUUGUGUCCUUACAGUUGGUUAAUUGAAUUGCACACAAAAUCUAUGAAAUAGUAAGAAUUAUUUAACUGAUAUUCCUUAUAUAGCACCAUAUUACAGACUUGCAAUUUUUUAUUGGUCAGGUUGUCAUGUGUUCAAUUUCUAUAGUAUUUUUAAUUGAAAUGCAAAGUUCUAAAUAACAGCAGCAUAGGAUUUUCAAAAGCAAAACUUCAUGAAAAGCUUGCUAUAAUUCCAGGCAUAGUAUCAUAUAUAGAGAAUAGAGAUUCUCUGUCAUUUGCAAGAAUUUUUGAAAAUAUCAAUGGUAAUAAGCAAACAUAAAUACACCGGUUCUUUAAAUCAGGAUCUACAACCCCCGGCCCCCAGCCUGUUUGUAACUGGGCUUCACAAGCAGUGUGCAGGCAAGACCAGCUCCACAUGUACAAGUGGUGGACCUGCACACAAGUGCGCUUGCUGCGCAGCUUGCAGAGAAACAUUGUCACCACUGCCUGUCCUCAAAGCCAGAAAGGUUGGGGACCGCUGCUUUAAAUAUUGUGUCUGCCUUUCAGUGAAGAUAUAACAGUAUUGGCUCUAGAUCCAUUUUAUCAAUUGGCAUUAAAACCAGUAUGCUGUCAGAGUCAUAUAUUCCCCUUAUAUAUUGAGUUGCCCAAACAUGUGGCACAUAAUAGGAUGUUCUUUUUUUCUUUUGUAUAUGUUAGAUUGAACCAAUGUGUUAACUCUAGAGUUUGCUAUCACAUGAUUAAAAAGAAUAAUUUUCAAAAGAAUUUACUUAUUCACAAUAUUUCAAAUCCCUCAGUAUUGUCAAACCAAACAUUAAGAAAUUAAGAUAGGAGAGCUACAUGUUUAAAUCUCAAUUGCAGCAUCUUACAGAUUUUUUUUUCCAUGUAAAUAUAUGACUUUUACUUUCACUGUAUGAACAAUUUGUAUAAAGCCUGCUUCCCAUGACAGGUGGUUAAGGAAUAUAUUGUAUAGCAAUGUUUUAGCUUCUUGAAAAGUAUUUUAAACUAUAUGUUGGGUUUUACAUAUAAAUAAAUUUGUUUGGUAGAAA